Messenger RNA from Zophobas morio, 1768 nucleotides. RefSeq lists its product as uncharacterized. The transcript has 5 exons. Lineage: Eukaryota; Metazoa; Arthropoda; Insecta; Coleoptera; Tenebrionidae. Bases 170 to 1768 code for a protein of 532 amino acids. The record is from RefSeq and is a predicted model, not a curated record.
GUUUUCGGAUUCUCAAAGAAGUGAAUCGGAAAUAAAGUGCGAUAAAUGCAAACAAGUGCUAAGAAGCAAGUGUACACGUUGUGUAGUUUGUGGGCUAACUUAUCACCCUAGUUGUGCUCGUGAAAAAAAUAAAAAAAAGGAAGUGUUUAGUUUCUUUACCGAAACAGAAAUGGAAUGUCUUCAUCACAAUAAAACAGCGACUUCAGAGAGUACAUCUGUCAAGAUAGGAGAUGAAGAAACUUCGAUAACGGAAACAGUAAUUAGUUUCCUAAAAAGCAACACCUUUUCUAGCAUCUUACGCAAGGCAAUAGAAGCAGCCACCGUCUCCCUGCGUGACGAAAUUCGAAGUCUUAAACAAGAGCUUAACAAUGUGAAGAGUUCCAAUGUUGAUAUGAUAAAAAUGUUGACAGAUUAUCCCAAAAAUAAUUUGUUGAAGGUGCCCUCUUUCGAUGUCGAUGUGUUCUCCGAUAUAUCUUCCGAUGGCAUAAACGAUACAAACGAGUGGAAAAAAAAAGUACACUAUAAAACAUCACGCGAUAAGAGUGUCCAAAACCGAUCCGGCCAAAAAACUAAUAAACAGCAGAAAAUUCCGAAGGAUAACAAUAAUAAAUCCGUUUUAGACCCAAAGGUUAUCCCGUUUAUUCCAUCUAAUCCAUCAUUAAACGUAGCAUCGUCGAACAUGGAAAAAAAUGAAAAAAAUGAAGAAAUAUCUUCUCACAACGCCCUAAAUGAUGCCGAAGGUUUUCAAACUGUUGUCUCAAGAAAGAAAAAGCGUAACUUCAUUCGAGAAGUGGAAAUUCUAAAAAUAAAUUGUAUCUGCCUUUGUGAACAUUGGUUGAACCAUAUCGAAAUCGAUAAUAUUCAUGUGCCCGAUUUCAACACGGCAGCAUUUUUUGCGCGGUCUUCAAAGAAGCAUGGAGGAGUCAUGCAGCUGAUGCACCAAAGUAUCCCCUUCAAGAUUCUGUCUGAUAAGGUAUCAGCACUUUCUGCUGAGGUGGAUUGCGAAUUAUGCGGCGUACUUAUCACUAAGUUAGAUUUAAUUUUAAUAACGGUUUAUCGCUCGCCAAAAGGCGAUUUUCAUAAAUUUAUUGAUACUAUAGUCAUUCUUCUUAAUGAAAUUCAUUGCAAAUCUAAAUACGUCAUACCAGAUGCCACUAGAUUAAUUUCAUCGUAUCUUUUGAAUCGAUUGCAAGUAGUCUCUGUUGAUGGUAUAGUCUCCGAUAAAGAACAAAUCGCGUAUGGUGUACCUCAGGGGUCCAUCUUAGGGCCUCUACUUUUCUUAAUUUAUGUGAACGAUCUGCCAUACUAUUUCCCUGAUUUUUUUACGAUAUUGUACGCGGACGAUACUACUUUUAGUAAAAAGGCAAUGUCAUCUUCAUUAGUAAUAAGUACUCUUAUGAAUAUAUCUUCGCAAGCGGAACCUUGGUUUUUCGCCAACAAACUUUGCGUAAAUAAGAACAAAUCAGUUCAGAUGGUAUUUUCAUUGAAGAAAGAUAAGUCUUUUGCGGAUACGAAAAGGAGACACGUGGGGUGGUCGACGGUGGCAGUCACGUGGCCUCGGCGAGAAAACAUUCAAUACCGGUAUUUGCGGCACGUGACCGGGCUAUUUACAAAUUGCCGGCGGUGUGAUGAGGAUUGGAACGAUACACCGCCGUCCCCGGGGAACAGUCAUAGACUGUUUGCUUUAUUAAAUCCGCACGGUGCACACGGCAAAUACGAGGUGAGCUGGGCACAAUUAAAGGAGCAAAAGUCCUUCGAGGUGGCUUAA